Messenger RNA from Lachancea dasiensis, 804 nucleotides. NCBI's taxonomy places the organism in Eukaryota, Fungi, Ascomycota, Saccharomycetes, Saccharomycetales, Saccharomycetaceae. The record is from the annotation of a GenBank genome assembly.
AUGUUCGCUAUCCAAAGGCAAUUACGGGUUGCACGUAUCUCAAGAGUAUUUGGGCUCCAAAAUGCUUGUUUGAGCACAAGGCAGUUCAGCUCCCAUGGCUUUAGGCUGCAGCAAACCUUGAAGACCGACGCACUCAAUGAUAAAGCCCCAGCAAAAAAAAGCGAAGAGCUUUCGGACCAGGAGGUAGAUUCGUGGCUAGAAGCUAUCGAUUCGCUAAGAUCAGAAUUCACAGAACAGCAGUACAUGCCGGAAUCGUCGCUGGCUGGCCCCGGACAAUCGAAAAUCAACCUGCUGGAAGAGGCUCUUAAGGCCAAGAAGGUAUUUGAGCCUUCGGAAGCGCAAAUAGCGGAAUGGGAAGCACUAAAACUGGUACCACUCCCUUUGCGUCAAGACGAAACGGUGCAACACGUCACAAACAUGAUGAUGCGUCACGGGAAGAAGCAGCGUGCAGAAAAGACCCUUUCAAGGGCACUAUACCUAGUAUAUUGUCACACUCGCCAGGACCCGCUGAAGAUGCUGAGAAAAGCACUUGACGAUUUGGCGCCUUUGAUGGUGGUCAAAACUUUCAAGACAGGCGUCGCCAAGGCUGCGGUGAUCCCCGUGCCUUUGAACAAUAGACAAAGAAACAGAAUAGCCUGGAAAUGGAUCUCGGAGGGUGCAAAUAAAAGAAGUUCUAGUGACCUUGCUGUGAGGCUGGGCGAAGAACUGAUAUCUGUUUUCAAGGGCAACAGCUCUGGUUUUGACAAGCGGGACCAAAUGCACAAGACUGCAAUUGCACACAGGGCAUACAUCAGGUUGAAGUAA